Messenger RNA from Letharia columbiana, 810 nucleotides. RefSeq lists its product as uncharacterized. The transcript has 2 exons. The record is from RefSeq and is a predicted model, not a curated record. Lineage: Eukaryota; Fungi; Ascomycota; Lecanoromycetes; Lecanorales; Parmeliaceae. Bases 1 to 810 code for a protein of 269 amino acids.
AUGAGCAAGCACCCCUCCUCAUUCCUUUCCCUCCCAGGGGAAGUAAGGAACAUCAUCUACCGUCACGCUCUUGUCGCCAAAGACAACGUACACAUCCAGGACAUGCGCCCCGGCCAAUACCAGACCACGAAGCGUUCCGCCAAACGAGUCCGAAAAGCCUACCAGACCGCGAAGAUUCUCCACCAAUGUAGCAGAUGCUCUUGCUCGAGGCUCAAGUUCAAAUGUCACGAGUGUCGGAAGACACCUGACUUCUUCCAGACCGUCUACACUAGGGACGCUGAUCACAACUCCGAACUGAGUCCAGCUCUCUUACGCACCAACAAGAAGGUCCGAAGGGAAGCCCACUCCAUAUUUUACCACGAGAACACUUCCUUCUUUGAUAGUAUGAGCGCCGUGCCGCCUUUCCUGAAAGAUCAAACUCGGGAGUCGCCGGCCAACAUCAAGAGCAUCGGUUCCCAUCUGGAGAUCGAUCACCACGUCGAGCGAGACCCGGCGUCCCUCGACCGGGUGCGCACGUUCCGAGAAGCGGGCCGCAUGGCCGAUUCGCACCUGCAGAACCCUCAGUGUCAAGAUCGAGGGUCGCAGGUGCAGACCCUCUUGUGGAGGAUGGUGGGCGACGGACGGCCUGUACUGGGCGUACAGCGUCACCAGGAUUGGCGACUUGCCAGGGGCUCCACGUGGAGUUCGAUCUGGGCAGGGCGCAACUUUCCCGCAAUGGGAAGUGGGAGCGGACGCUCGGCGUGGAGGGGGGCGGUUGAGAAAGCUGCCGCAUGUCUGAAGAGUGGGGAGGCGACUCGCGAGAAGGACUAG